AUGUCCUCCUCCUCUUCCUCCUCCCAACCCACCCUCCACGACCUCCAAUCCGAAACAAAACUCAAACAAGUCCUCGCAGACCAACAAAAAGACUACGACUGUCUUCGCUGCCGGCUCAUGGGCUCCAUCGCAUUCACCGGUCUCGGAAUCUACUCCUACGCCUCCGGGAUGAAGCAACUACGCGAACGGGAACUGGAAAUUCUGAAGAGCGGGUCGAGGUUCGGGUUGGGCGCGAGGAGGGGCGGGAUUGUGGGGAUGAGUGCGGUGUUGGUGGGGUUGGGGGUUUAUCGGUUGGUGAAUUGA
Messenger RNA from Zasmidium cellare ATCC 36951, 303 nucleotides. RefSeq lists its product as uncharacterized. NCBI's taxonomy places the organism in Eukaryota, Fungi, Ascomycota, Dothideomycetes, Mycosphaerellales, Mycosphaerellaceae. The transcript is spliced from 2 exons. The record is from RefSeq and is a predicted model, not a curated record. Bases 1 to 303 code for a protein of 100 amino acids.